GGGUCUCUCUCUCUCCCUCUCUCUCUCAUUGAGCGCAGCGCAGUGCGGCUUGUGCUCAGUGCAGCGGGAUCAACUGCACACAAGGGCUAUCUAUAUUCAUACAGCAUAAUUAUUUACAUGCAAUGGAGGUACUUUCUUUAAACGUGUGGUGGAUUUUAACAUUGCUUACAUGGACGUCUGCGAGCGCGUUUAACCUGGACACGCAAAACGUCCUGAGGAAGAAUGGUGAACCCGGUAGCCUCUUUGGUUUCUCUCUGGCUUUGCACCGACAGCUUCAACCUACCGAUAAAAGAAUAUUGUUGAUUGGUGCUCCCAAGGCCAAGGCUUUAUCCAAUCAGAAUGCUAACAUCACCGGUGGGCUGUACAGCUGUGACAUCACAACCCAUCCCAAUGAUUGUACACGGGUGGAAUUUGACAAUGAUGUGGAUGUUCAGGUGGAGAGUAAGGAGAACCAGUGGAUGGGUGUAACCGUUCAGAGUCAGGGACCUGGAGGCAAGAUUGUGACAUGUGCCCAUCGUUACCAGCGCUUGUUGUUUGCGAACACAGCCCAAGAGGCGCGAGACAUCACUGGACGCUGUUAUAUGCUCAGUCAGGACCUCAGCAUUGACAGCCAAUCAGAUGAGGAUGGUGGGAACUGGAAAUUUUGUGAUGGACGCACCAGGGGUCAUGAAAGGUUCGGGGUCUGUCAGCAGGGCCUGGCUGCCACCUUCACUAAAGAUUAUCAUUAUGUCAUCUUUGGAGCACGAGCGUACAACUGGAGAGGUGUAGUGCGUGCUGAGCAGAAGAACAACACACUGCUGGAUAUGGGCAUGUAUGAUGAUGGUCCCUAUGAGGUCGGGAAUGAAAAUCGCUUAGAUCCAAAUCUAGUGCCAGUACCAGCCAACAGUUACUUGGGAAGUCUGACGUCUACAUUUCUACAACUACAAUUCUUCAUUUCAGCGUGCUUUGACAGAUAUUGUCAUCUAUAUGUACACAUGUUUCCAGGAUUCUCUCUGGAUUCUGGUCACAGUAUCACAGAGAAAGGAAAGCUCAUCAUUGUGUCAGGAGCGCCGAGAGCCAAUCACAGUGGAGCGGUGGUGUUUUUGCAGAAGGAAAGUGAAAUGUCCACCAUGCUCGCAGCUGAACACAUACUAGAAGGACCAGGCCUUGCAUCAUCAUUUGGAUACGAUGUCGCUGUGGUGGACCUGAACGGUGAUGGUUGGCAGGAUGUCGUGGUUGGAGCGCCACAGUUCUUCCAAAGAGAUGAGGAAGUGGGCGGGGCUGUAUUUGUUUAUAUCAAUAAAGCUGGAAGAUGGAAGGACGUCAGUGCUAUUCGCCUGAAUGGAACUAAAGACUCGAUGUUUGGACUGACUGUAGAGAACAUUGGAGAUAUUAACCUGGAUUCUUUUGAAGAUAUUGCAGUUGGCGCCCCAUAUGCAGACUCAGGGUUUGGUUGUGUUUACAUCUACCACGGAUCUGCUGACGGCAUCAAUACUAAACCAGCUCAGAUACUGGAGGGCAGGCAACACAACAUUAAGAUGUUUGGCUAUUCUCUGGCUGGAAAUAUGGACCUGGAUCAUAACUCGUACCCUGAUCUUGCUGUGGGCUCUCUCUCUGAUGCAGUUUUCAUAUACAGGUCCAAAUCAGUUGUUAGCAUCAAGACAGAAGUCAAGGUCACGCCAAAGGAAAUUGACUUGAUGAAGAAAACGUGUGGCAACAGUAUUUGCUUGACUGUUGAGGCUUGUUUCUCAUACAGAGCAAACCCCACCACCUACAACCCAAAACUCACCAUUGGCUACACAAUUGAAGCAGAGUGGUACCGCAGAAAGCUUGGUCUCACAUCCAGAGUUGUGUUUCUGGAGAAAAGCGAGACGGAUCAGGACUUCCAGUCAUCUGGUACUUUGGAGCUACGAGGACAGAAUAAGAAAGCGUGUUAUAAGACCCAACUCAAACUGCAGGAAGCCAUCAAAGAUAAGCUGAGAGCAGUUCCUAUCGAGGUCUUUGUGGCCAUUCAGAGUGCUAAGAGAGGCAAAAGGCAAAGCUCCCUCCCACAACUCGUGCCAAUACUGGACUCCACUUUGCCGAACAGGACCAUCACAGAGGUCAACUUUCUGAAGGAGGGCUGUGGCACUGAUAACAUCUGUCAAAGUAACUUAAAACUGCAGUAUAGAUUCUGCUACAGAGAGACGAACCAGGACGUCUUCCCUCCACUGCCGCUAGAGAACGGUGUUCCAGUGGUGUCUUUAAGCGAUCAGAAGGACAUUGCUCUGGAGGUCACGGUGGGGAACAGGGGCGGAGAUGAUGCUCAUGAAGCCAAACUGCUGGCACACUUUGAUGAAUCUCUGUCAUACUCUGGAUUCAGAUCUCUGAGAACUACAGAUAAGCAUGUGAUCUGUGCGGCCAAUCAGAAUGGAUCUCUGGCCGACUGUGAGCUGGGAAACCCAUUUAAACGUGAUUCAGAGGUAACAUUUUAUAUCAUACUGAGCACUGGCAAGAUUUCACUCGACACCAAAGAGAUUGAGAUUGAACUUCAGCUGGAAACAACGAGUUUACAGGAGGGAAUGAGCAAAGUGAAGGCAAAAGCAAAGGUGAUCAUUGAACUUCUGCUGUCUGUGCAAGGGUUGGCCAAACCAUCUCAGGUCUAUUUUGGUGGUAAAGUCAAAGGCGAGAGUGCCAUGAAGUCAGAGGAGGACAUUGGCAACUUGAUUGAAUAUGAAUUUAGAGUGAUCAACUUGGGAAAGCCGCUGAAGUCUUUUGGAACUGCUUCCCUAAACAUCCAAUGGCCCAGAGAGAGCUCGUUGGGAAAAUGGCUGCUGUAUCUGAUGAAGAUCAACACCAGAGACUUACAGCUAGUCACCUGUUCACCUGAGAAAGAGAUUAACCCUCUCAGACUGAAGGAGGAGUCAACGUCGACCAGAACAAAACGAGAGCUUGGGGAAAGGAAAGUGUCUGAACCGAGUAAAAUAUCUCUCUUCGGCGCUGACAAACGCAAGCAUAGGACGCUGUCGUGCGCAGGAGAUGCCAAAUGUGUGGAGAUCAGAUGCCCUCUACAGGGCCUGGACAGCAGUGCGGUCAUCAUUUUAAAAUCACGUCUGUGGAAUUCAACUUUUCUUGAAGAUUAUUCUAACUACAAUUACCUUGAUAUAAUGGUGAAGGCUUCUAUCAGUCUGGAUGUUUCUGCAACAAACAUUGUGCUGAAAAACCCAGAGACACAGGUGAGACUGACCGUGUUUCCAGAGACGACAGUGACUCCGUUUGGUGGCGUUCCUUGGUGGAUCAUUCUUGUGGCCGUAUUAGCUGGAAUCCUAAUGCUGGCUCUUCUGGUUCUGUUACUCUGGAAGUGUGGAUUUUUCAAACGCUCCAAAUAUGAAGACAGCGUACCGAAAUAUAACGCGGUGAGGAUUCGUAAGGAGACGCGUCUCUUGAAAGAUGGAGAGCAUGUUAGAUCCCUGGAGAAGAAGCAGUGGAUGACAUCAUGGAGCGAGAACGAGAGUUACUCUUGAGACUGCAUCUGCUGUGGACAAUUUUCUGCAUCUCUGUUUGUAAGAGGCUUCAGAGAAGACUGAAACAUGCGCUGUCUGUGAGCCUGCUGUUGAAUGGAGAUCAAAACAUCAUGGAGAUGUCUUUAAACAGCCACGUGUUUCUUAUUACUGGGCAAUGACAGAGCGUCAACACUUGGAUUAUCUUUGAGCCUUAAACAUCUCCCUUUAAAAUGUAUUUGUAUAUUUUUGAAAGAUGCAUGGGAUGCCAAGACUGUAUUGUCUUUUGUCUGUAAAUAUUUGAGUAUUUUACAAUGCAGUUUAUUUAUUUUGUCUUGUACGUUUUUUAUUAAGAUGCCUGCUGUGCAUGAACUGGCCAAAGAUUUUUUUUCAGGUCUGUCAGUAACUGUAAAUGUGAAUCUUACCAGACAGGCGAUGAAAAUAAACAGAAAAGUCACUCGUGGUAAAAAAUGACAUUGAUUCUUCGCUUUACGGCGAUGUUUGAUUCGAAUGCAUCAGCUGGUGCUACUGGAGCUGUUGACUACUACUGAAAUGUGUAGAGAUUGCCAUCAUAAAAUGCAUUCAGAUAUUUGUUGGCUCCUAGGAGGUUUGAACUUUGUUGCCUUCUGUUAGUUGGCAUUUCAACAGAUUUAAAAAACAAAAUAUUUUACCUAAAUAUGAACUGAUGAUUAAUUAAAGGGAUAGUUCACCCAAAAAUGCAAAUUCUGUCAUUAUUUCAGAUGAACAACAAGGACGAUAUUUUGCAGAAUGUUUGUAACCAAACCGAUAGGAGGUCCCAUUGACUUCCAUAGUAGGAAAAAGAUCAAUUUGAUUACAAACAUUUCUCAAAAUAUCUUCCUUUUUGUUCAUCAGAACAAAAAAAUGUAUACAGGUUUGUAACAACAUGAGAGUAAGUAGACAAUGACAGAAUUUUCAUUUUUAGGUGAUCUGUCCCUUUAAGGCAUGAUGUACUAAUCAUGCUAACAUGACUCAAUUUAGGUAUUAGUUCAUUAUGAUUUGUAAACCCUUAUUAAGUGUUACAGUUUUCUUCUUAGGUCCUCAAUUUCCUCUGUAUAUAAAAUGAAGUCUUUGUUCUAUCUUUUCUUUGUUCAUAGUUUUGUUCAUAAUUUGUUCACACUAUUGUUCAAUUCAGUGCAUUCAACAAACAGCAGAAAAUACAGUACAACAAUAAAAUAAGGUAUAAAACAUGUUUUAUUGUAGUCCCUCUUACAGCAUUUUCAUUUCAAAAAUGGGGAAAAUCCACUAAAAUGCUUAAAUAUUAUUGAUUUGUAUUGACUAAAAACAUGAUGUCGAAUGAUAAAUAAUCUUGCAAUAAAAAUAGAGCACAAAUAUUGGAUAUACAGAUCAUUUUAAUAAUGCUAAAUGCUCCUACUAACAGCAAAAUAC
Messenger RNA from Misgurnus anguillicaudatus (oriental weatherfish), 4865 nucleotides. The record is from RefSeq and is a predicted model, not a curated record. NCBI's taxonomy places the organism in Eukaryota, Metazoa, Chordata, Actinopteri, Cypriniformes, Cobitidae.